This is a messenger RNA of Trypanosoma cruzi, 1665 nucleotides long. RefSeq lists its product as uncharacterized. Bases 1 to 1665 code for a protein of 554 amino acids. The record is from RefSeq and is a predicted model, not a curated record. NCBI's taxonomy places the organism in Eukaryota, Euglenozoa, Kinetoplastea, Trypanosomatida, Trypanosomatidae. The transcript has a single exon.
AUGUCGAACGACACAGCGACUGGCUACACAAUUGUGGAUGCCAGUGAGUCGUUUCACCUCAUCGACCCCGAAACGGGCCUCUCAAUGACGAGCCGAUGUGUUCGGGACACGGCGGCACAAAGCAGCGUGAGGAUGACGGAGGUGGCGGAGAGGGAGCCGCGGGCUGAAACGCCGGUGAGUACGGUGUCGAGGUCCGCCUGGAGUAUGUUGGCAACAACACAAGUGGAUGAAGCGGGCGGCACGGUCCCCGCCGCAUCAGCAGCUGGGCAAUCACCGUCAUUCUCAGAAAGUCGCGGUUUGGAAUCUGCCUCACCUUCACAUGGGGAACAGAUUGCGGCCGAAUCGAUUAAUAAUGGAGAAUAUUUGUCUUCCGUUUUGUCUCGUUUGACGCAGAUCAACCAACAUCAUAAUCACCACAAUGACGCGGAUAAUGAUGAGGAUGAGGAUGAGGAUGAUGGGAAGAACAACGACAAUGCGCCUCAACGGCCCGUUCCACGUUAUGCGGCCGAAAUAAUGCCUGCUUCUGAGAACAAAAGUAACACAGCCACCCCCACUCUUGCGUCUUCAAGGGAGAAGGAAAGUGCGAUGAACGCCGUUCUCCGCGCACAGUUGGCAGAGGCGGACAGAAAGAAUGUGUAUUAUAUGCGUCUUUACGAGCAAUCUAGGGAUGAAUUGGAUAACUUACAUCAGACCAUGUCAUUACUUCUUCAUGGCGACAAUGAGAAUGAAUUUAUUGAGCGUCUUGGAGGCGGCAAUGCUAAUUUAGGUCAAGGGCGAGAAGAAUGGCAUGGGCAGAGGACGGAGCAGCAACAUUUUCUGAACAGACCAAGUUGGUUGCAGCAGUUUUUAAGGGUUAUUGGCUUUGAGGCAGCUUGUCCGGCGCCAAUUUGCUGUCGAGACGACUGGCGUGGUGGGCGGCGCCCCAGCAGUAACCCAGUGGCAGUGGAUGGAGAAAACUACAGGACAAGUGGGUGGAAACGUGAUUUCUCCUAUGCCAAGUGGCAUGCUCGUCACGGCAGGGCCGCAUUGGCGAUGGAGUCGCUCUUGCUGGCCAUCUCUUCCGACGAGUUUGAUGCGUGGCGUUCCCUUCUUGUAGAGGAGCCCAACUGGAACCGUUUGCGGGGCAUUGACCGGCAACGUUGGUAUUGUCUUGUGGCGGUCAAAUUAUGCGAGUUGUUGGACAAACGCAAUAGCCGGAGAAGGAACCCUCCUGCAAAAAGCCCCAGUGAGCAAUGUGGCGCGAGCUGCCCGAUGGAAGAGGAUAUGAAUGAGGAAGGGGACAACGACGGACGGGAAGCACGGCAAGAGGUGCCGACGGAUCGAAGAGUGCCGCUCACUGCCGACCUUCUGGCCCCGUUUCUCCGGCGGAUGAGUUGGUGCUACGCAGUGGAGAAGCAAUCCGACAAAGAGAGGGUGGCAGCGGCAGAGACAGCGGGGACUUUGUCGGGGGGAAUGACCCCGCCAUCCCAUGAAGCCAUUGGUGCGGCUCUGGAGGAUCUUUUAUUGGCUUCUAUUGCCAGGUUUCCCCACAGUGCGGUGUUGUUCUACCUGCUGGCAUCUAUGCGUGCGAUACAAGGGCGCCAAGAGGAGUCACUCCAUCUUUUGGGGGAAGUCAUACGUCUCGACCCCUCACACUUGCUACGCGAGGGAUGCAACCCUCAUUGA